Penicillium malachiteum is the source of this 1731-nucleotide messenger RNA. RefSeq names its product putative CECR1 family adenosine deaminase. Gene Ontology annotation, biological process: adenosine catabolic process; inosine biosynthetic process. The coding region runs from base 1 to 1731 and encodes 576 amino acids. The record is from RefSeq and is a predicted model, not a curated record. NCBI's taxonomy places the organism in Eukaryota, Fungi, Ascomycota, Eurotiomycetes, Eurotiales, Aspergillaceae. The transcript has 2 exons. Gene Ontology annotation, molecular function: adenosine deaminase activity.
AUGACAAGCGAUAAAAAUCUUGAAUGGGAAUUGGAGGAAGGCCUUCCUCAAGUCGAGGACCCAUUCAUUCAGCAAUAUUUGAAGGGUCGUGACGCGCUUAUCACAGAGGAGCAGAAACAACGUCACGUUGAAGAUGCUACUUUUCGCAGGACACUCUCCCCGAUUGCUGCACGGGCUUGUCGGAUUGUAUCUCAGAUCCGGGCUCGUGAGCACAAUGAGGUCUGGACAGCUGGAUUAGACCCCGCUGCGGCUCAUCAGUCAGAUGAGAUCCUCUACCCAGGUGUUAUGUUUCACCAUGCAAAGGGUCGAAUGGAAAAUACAAAGCUAUGGAAGAUUGUGGAAAAAAUGCCCAAGGGAUCUUUAUUGCAUGCUCACAUAGACGCGAUGUUCGAUAUUGAUUUCUUACUUGAUCAAGCUUUCUCCACGGCGGGAAUGCACAUCGCAGCACCAGCUCCACUGAUCACUCCAGAAGACUACGAAACUGCACCCUUCAUGUUUAGAUUCUCAUCUCAGUCGCAUACAAGCUCUGAUCAACCCGCAAUUUGGUCCGACAAAUACGAACCCACGACACUGAUUCCCCUUGAAACAGCCGCAUCCUCAUUUCCUAAUGGUGGAGAAGCUGGAUUCCGGGAAUGGGUCAAGAGUCGGUGCAUGAUUAUGCCUGAGCACUCGUAUCAGCACCACCAUGGAGUAGAUGCGAUUUGGGCUAUCUUCAAGAGAACUUUCACAGUUAUCAACUCAAUUCUGAUGUAUGAGCCCAUUUUCCGAGUCUGCUUCCGUCGAAUGCUGGGGCAGCUUGCGGCUGACGGGAUUCGAUACGUUGAAUUUCGCAUCGUAUUGAAUCCUCUGUAUCAGAGAGAGGGGAGUGAUGAAGCCGAACCUGACAGAACAGAAUUCUGCCGGGUUUUUGAAGAAGAAGUGGAACGUUUCAAAGAGACCGAGGAAGGGAAGAGCUUUUACGAGGCACGAAUCAUUUGGUGUAGCUUGCGCGCCCUCUCGAAUCAAGACAUCGUCGAAAGUAUGAAGCAGUGCAUCUCAAUCAAGGAGCAAUUCCCAGAUUUGAUCUGUGGGUAUGAUCUUGUCGGGCAAGAAGAUGCUGGGAGGUCUUUGAAGGAUCUUGUGCCGUUGCUGUUUUGGUUCAAAAAACGCUGCGCGGAGGAAGGCCAAGAUAUUCCAUUCUUUUUCCACGCCGGAGAAACACUUGGGGAUGGUGACGCGGCUGAUCAGAAUCUUUUCGAUGCUGUAUUGCUAGGGACAAGGCGCAUUGGACAUGGUUUCUCCCUGUUCAAACACCCACUCCUUAUUGAUUUGAUCAAGGAGAAGAAAAUCCUGGUUGAAUGUUGUCCCAUUUCCAAUGAGAUCCUUCGACUGACGAGCUCUAUCAAAUCUCACCCAUUGCCAGCGAUGUUAUCCCGUGGCGUUCCUGUAUCUCUUUCCAACGACGACCCUGCCAUUCUUGGUCACGGGAAGAACGGAUUGACACAUGACUUCUGGCAAGCUUUGCAAGGCCUUGAAAACGUGGAUCUCGCUGGGCUUGCAAUGAUGGUCCAGAAUUCAAUUCGGUGGAGCUGCUACGAGGAUCAGUCGACAGCCGAGUGGAAGGCCGAAGUUGGGGAGGGGAUCCUGGGAGAGGGACUUAAGGCUUCCCGUUUACGAGAGUGGCACUCGGAUUUUGAGAAGUUCUGUGAGUGGGUUGUAAUGGAAUUUGCGGAGUUUGAUGACGAUGAUUGA